Messenger RNA from Vigna angularis (adzuki bean), 2890 nucleotides. RefSeq lists its product as uncharacterized. Bases 1937 to 2446 code for a protein of 169 amino acids. The transcript has 3 exons. Lineage: Eukaryota; Viridiplantae; Streptophyta; Magnoliopsida; Fabales; Fabaceae. The record is from RefSeq and is a predicted model, not a curated record.
GAUUUUCUUUUGGAUUUUGUGGGAGCUUAAAUUGUUUAGAAAGAUUUGAUUUUAUUUGCUUUUUUUGGACAAUUCUAUGAAUGAAUGCUGUAUUUGGUUGAGAUGCAUGACAUACCGAGUUAACUAGAGAAUAUUACUAAAAGAUGUAGUUCCUCAUAUUUCGCGAAUCUGGAUUUGUGAAUGAUGAGUUGGGUUUCAGACAUAAUAGUAUUCCACGUUUUAUCUAAACUUUGGAGAUAUUUUGUGUGAUUAAUAAAUCUCGGACUGCUUCAUUAACUUCAUUAACUGGUAAAGUGAAGCUUGCACUUUUUUUACUGAACAAAAAUACAUAGGAGAGGAAGAGCCAUGGAACUUACAGAGUAAGUGGUAGAACUUUGAUCAGGUUUUGUUGCAGUUGGAUCACAAGGGGGACCAUAUAUAUCAUAAAUGUAUAUCACUCCAAUCUCAUUAUCCCCUCUUAUUUGGUAUUCGUUGCAUUCACUUGUCAUGUUCCCACUCUCAAAGUCACAAUGCCUUUCAAUUCCUUCAUGAGAACACUUCUCCUUUAGCUGGGAAGAGAAGCAAAGGGAUAUCACUCUGCAACCCAAAGUACGAAGGUUUUUCCUCUCCCUUUCAAAAGGGAUAAAUAAAAUUGGAAAGUGAUACAUUUUGGUGUUUGUCUUGAGGUUGUAUUCAUCUGACAAGGAUGAGUAAUAAUUUGCUGUGAGAUGCAAUUUGGUUCAUUGUAAAGGAAGAGCAAGAGUGGUAUGCUACAGUUCAGUGGUAAUAAACAAAGAGGGAGAAAGAUGGAAUGGAAUGGGAGUGAGUAGAAGUGAUAUUAAAUAGCCAAAGGGAGAGCAAAAUUAUUUGUUUUUUGGUAAAGGGAGAGUAGCAUUGGCAGCAUAUUUUUGCCAAUGGAGAGCAGUAUACACAACAUUUUUUAUUUAUAGAAGAGAGACAGUCAUGAAUCAGUAGUUUUUAGGCAUUGAUUUGUAUGGGGUUACUUGAUUGUUUUUAGGCAAUGGAGUGAGCUGGGUUAAGUAAUUGGGCUUUGAAGGAAAAAAUGGGCUUAAAUUCUGGGAUUAUAUUGUGACUGUCAAGCUUUUAAAUUGGUAUAAAACAAGUUCAAAUAAAUCUUAUAGGAGAAAAGUUUCUUAACUUUAACUGUUGCAUUGGCUUUGUUUAAAAACAAUAAAGUUACAUUAGUACUUCAAUGCUUUUUUUCUCUGUUUUUCUUAUAUUUGCAGACAUUUUCAUUUAUGAAGUAACAUUUAGAAGUAUUAUAAUUAACUGAAAAUAGUAGAAGCACUGAGAUUUGAAUGUGCAUUUGGUUUGGGUUUUGUUGAAAGUUGAAUUGAAUAAUGAAGGUAGGAGAGUUUGCUGAGAGUUAUCUCAUAUAUAAUAGAGCAGAUUAUAAUUAGUGCAGCUCUCUGCAGAAUUAAAUGAAGUCAAGGGGGAGUAAUGAGAUGAAACAAUGAUAAUAUGAAAAUGGUGUGGGCUACAUAGGAGAUAGAGAGAUGUAGUGCAACAGAUUGGAAGGUAUAUAUAGUGUUAAUGUGUAUGUUUUCUCAUUGUGAUCCCAGGAAAAGCGGAUAUGCAAAUGUGUUCAUUAAGAAUCUUGAUGCAUCAGUAGAUAACAAGGCAUUGUAUGACACUUUUGCUGCCUUUGGAACUGUGCUAUCUAGUAAGGUAGCGGUUGAUGAGAAUGGUCAAUCAAAAGGGUAUGGAUUUGUGCACUUUGACAAUGACGAGUCUGCUCAGAAUAUCAAAAAAUUGAACGGCAUGUUAAUAAAUGAUAAGAAGGUCUAUGUUGGGCUUUUUGUUCAGCGUCAGGAAAGGGCUCCAGGGAAUGGAUCACCAAAACCAAUGUAUAUGUGAAAAAAUUUUCUGAAACAUAGACUGAUGAAGACCUCAGGCAACAGGCUAUGGUUUUCAACCUCAUGUCUUGCCACAAAGCAUGCGUGGGGUUGCUCCAAAUUUCAUUAUGCCAUACCACCUUCAGAGACAGGAUUCUCCUGGACAAAGGAUGGGUCCUACUACACGAAAGGUUGGAAAUACCCAGGUAACUCUCAGCCAUUCACUUCCAAUACCACCAAAUGGUCCAAAUAGCAUACAUAAGUAUGUGCCCUAUAAUUUGGUGGGUCCAUCUGAGAUUUCUGCAUCUCCUCUUGAUGUCAAGACUUCUGCUACAUCAUCUACUACACUUGCUUCGGCUUUGGCUUCUGCAGAUUGGAAGAAAAAGCAAUAUAUAGUCAGAUUGAACAAGAUGGGGGACUUCAGGAGGGGUUUAAUUAGCAAUGCCCUCGUGAUGGACUUGCAAUUGAGGAUCCAAAGUCAAGGGGAACUCAUGAGUUUGAUCCAUCCAGACCAUUGGACGUGCCUUCUGUUUUUGAUGCAAACUCCAUUAACCUGUUGCAGCUGGCUGAAAUUAUUAGGAGGCUUAAUGAAGAAGAGUGUCAGUUUCUGAUUGAGGCAAGAGGAGUUGAGUCCGAUUUGGUACUGCAAAAUCAAUUUAAUGCUGCCAUGGCUGAGGUGGAAGCUCUUUCUGCCAGAGUGGUUGAGCUGCAGAAUAAUUUUGACAUGUCUCAAAGAUUCACUGGAAUUAUCCAAAGAGUUAGCUGAUUACAGAGGCUUGAUCUCAAGUUUAAAGGUGGAAAAGAAGGGCAUGAAUGAAACUCUUGAUUUGACAAAUGAUGAGAAAAGUAUAAACUUUUGGAGGAGAAGGAAUUUCAUCUAUUUGAAAUUAAGAAUCUGGUAUCUGAAUGCUACAUUCUUACUUUAGAUUUAGCUCUGGCACUGUUUAGAGUAAGAAUUAGCUCUGGCACUGUUUAGAGUGCUUUUAAUUGCCAGUGAUAACUGUUAAUUCUGAUUGCAGUUAGUAGUGCAUGGUUUAUAUUGUAGAAGUGUCCAA